Molecule: messenger RNA, 705 nt
Organism: Trichoderma virens Gv29-8
Lineage: Eukaryota; Fungi; Ascomycota; Sordariomycetes; Hypocreales; Hypocreaceae
Exons: 2
Coding region: 1-705 (234 amino acids)
Source: RefSeq, a predicted model, not a curated record
AUGCCGCCAUCUCCCAAUCCCAUUAUCCUCUCACCAUCCACUCCCUCUGAACUCCUCCAGUACAUCAUCUCUCAUCACAGAUACCCAACCACAGUCCUCAUCGGAUGGCCCAAGCAGACAUUCAUCGAAGGCCUCGUCGAGGACGUCACACUGCACCUCUCCCUGCAGCAAAACCAACCAACAGAAACAGAGCCUACAAACAAUUCAACAUCCAAGCUUCACCCCCUCCAACGCAAAACCCUUCUGCAAACCGCCGUCUCUCGCCACAUCCGCCUCUUAUUCAUCCCCAGCAGCACCCAUCUCCGCGCAUACCUCGGCACCUUUUCCGCCUUAGAAUCCAAAAUCCCGCCUCCAAUUCUACUAGACUUGGACGAAUCCGACCCGCGAUGCAAAUCAGAGACUCCCCUGCUGCUCGUUUACGGGUUCCUGGAGCUUCAUCGCGACGGCAUCGAGUGGUCUGCCCAGGGCAUCGGGACCUCAGCUGCGUAUCUCGUCGAAGCGGCGGCAAGGAAUUCUUUCAGGGCUGCCGUGAUCGAACCUAGGGGAUCAAAAGGGCUUCAACUUUUGGAUGAAUUUUUGGAUGAAAAGGUGCCCAUCUUGAGUGGCACAACCAUCAAGCAUGAUGGAACGUGGAGUGGACGGACUGUUCCCAUUAGAGGAGUACUCAGUCGAUGGUUCGAAUUUGAACAACAAGUUGAGAAAUGA